CUUGCCUGGAGGACGGACGGAGACACAAGCAAGGCAGCGCCAAGACGGGCUAGAAAAAAAAGGCUGGAAAGUUACGUCAGGCAGCCAAGUGCACGCAAUUACCAGCAGGCUCCAGACGGAGAUGUAGGCGGUCCGACCCACCUUGCACCGAUGCCCCAGCUCCCCGAACUGGUGUGUCUGCUGGGGCUGGCUGGAGUGACCUGGGAGAAAGCUACUGCACUGGAAAACUCUUAGCAGGUUGAUCACUAGGAGCUGUCUGUGAUCACACCCCCAACUCCCCCCAAAACACCUACCCACCUGCCUGCUUACCCUGCUUGCUGUCUGCCCAAAUAGGAGGGCAUGAUCACCUGGGCUUUAACCAGCUAAUGGAUACACAAGCAUCCGUGAACUCAGUGGCUAUCUCUGUGUGCACAGAGGUGUUUUGGAAACCUGACCCAGAAAGAUCUAUAAGCCUUCACAGAUCCCAGAGAAACUGUGAAUGAUUGUGAAACAGAAAGAUCCUGUCACAGCGAGACAUCACCCAAUCCUGCCCUCUCUUCUCAGGGCAUGGCCCAGGUCCAGGAUGGACAGCCAAAAGAAUGCGACAGCCCUGCGAUGUUAGAGGAGAGUCAGGAUGGUAUGGACAGUGGUAGCUUGACCCCUGGCACAGCGCGACAGGUCUGCAUCCAGCGGCAUCCCCUCCAUGGCUUCGGCUUCAUUGCUGGCAGUGAACGGCCUGUCAUUGUACGCUCUGUCUUUGCAGAUGGUCCAUCUGACGGCAAGCUUCUAGCUGGUGACCAGAUCCUAGCCAUAAACGAAGAAUCCGUCAGCGACUCGCCUAGGGAGAGAGUCAUAGACCUUGUAAGACAUUGCAAAGACUCUAUUGUUCUCACUGUGCUGCAGCCCCAACAGUCACCUAAAUCUGCCUUCAUAAGUGCAGCCAAGAAAGCUCGCCUGCGAACCAAUCCUCCUAAAGUGCGCUUUUCUGAGCAAGUGUCCAUCAGCGACCCAGACUCAACCAUGCUUAAAGACGACUCGUUGCUACUGAUACCAAAUGUGCUGAAGGUGUUCCUGGAGAACGGCCAAAUCAAGUCCUUUACAUUUGACAGCCGUACCACAGUCAGGGAUGUGAUAUCCUCGCUCCAAGACCGUCUCUCUCUGCGCUACAUUGAACAUUUUGCUCUGGUUCUGGAAUCUGGAGGGCUUGAUCAGAACCAGAGACUGCAUCUUCUACAGGAGAGCCAGCCUCUCUCUCAUGUGGUGCACAGAACCUACUUCCAGGGGAUGAAGUGUCUAUUCCGCAUCUGCUUCUUUCCCAAGGACCCUGCUGACUUAUUGAGGAGAGACCCUGCUGCCUUUGAGUACCUCUACAUACAGAGCCGCAACGAUGUCAUCAAAGAGCGCUUUGGAAUGGACUGGAAGGCUGAUGUCACUCUUAAGUUGGCAGCCCUUCACAUUUACAUCACAGUGUCAAUAGCAAGGCCCAGUCAGAAGAUCUCCCUCAAGCAUGUGGAGAAAGAAUGGGGUCUGGAACCUUUCCUUCCUCUUACCUUGUUGCCAACUGUCAAGGAGAAAAAUGUCUGCAAGACCCUUUCACAGCUGUUGAAAACAUAUCAGCACCCUCCACCUGCUGGCAACAAGGUGCCUCCUCUUCAAGGAAAGUUACAGUAUAUACGUGUGCUGAAUGACCUUCCACCAUUUGGAGGCUUGUUGUUUCACACAGUGGGACUGGAUGAAAAACACACAGCCACUACAUUGUUAGUGGGUCCUAGACAUGGAAUCAGUCAUGUAAUUGACCUAAAAAAUAAUCUCACAACUGUCCUGGCUGAGUUCAGCCGUGUAACAAAGGUCCAGCUGUUCCGGGAACAUCAGGGAGUAGCCCGUGUGGAGGUGGUCAUUCUUGAAGCUAAGCCCCUGGUUUUGUUGAUGGAGUGGCCGGACGCAUCAAACUUUGCCUGUUUGAUUUCUGGCUAUUACAAGCUCUUUGUGGAUCCCAAAAGGACCAUCUACUACAGGACACCUGGUCAGUCUCAAAUGAUCAAGGCAGAUUUCAGAAGCUCCCACCCUCAUUCACGCUCUGGGCCCUCUACAUCGAGUAGCAGUCGGCGAGAGGAGAGAGAGGGGACAUCCAGAGAGGCAUCUCAGAAGCCGUCAGCUGUGCCACCGUCACAACACCUUGGGCUGUGUCACAUCCAUUUGAAAGAGCAGCAGAAGCUGCAGGAGCUCCAGAUGCAGGCAGAGAAGUUGGAUAUUAAUGAGAAUCUCAUCUCUCAGUCACAGAACCGCUCACGCACCAAGUCUGAUCCCACCCUAAAGAUCACCGAGUCGGAAGCUGACCCAGAAAGCCCAGCUCAUGAUAGCUCAAACUUCAGAAGUAGGGCUAAAACACUGGAAAAUGCAAAGCGCACAGGGAGAUUCUUUUGCGACUCCUGCAAGGCAAAACUUAAAGCUGGAGGUGUGAUGUCAGAAAAGGGAGCUUCGGGGAAGCUUGCUCUGCAUUGCACAAAUGCCUGCUUUUCCCGUGAUGGAGGAGCUGUUGAUCUCACAGCCCUCCCCCCUCCUGGGAGUGAAGAGGAUGAGGAAGUGGAUGAAGGAGGGGGAAAACUGCAACCUCCCCCUCCUGCUAUAGCGGCACCACCCCCAGGCUUUCGAGAUAACAGCUCUGAUGAGGAUGAUGCUAAAAAGAGCCAUAAAGCUGCUGCCACUGCUGCAGCUGCUGCCAGCACAACUUUAGCACCUGUGGCAGUCAGUCAAGAGGAUGUGCCCGUGACCCUGAUUGAUAAUGUGGCCACUAGGACAGUGCGAGAUCAUGCUCAAGAGCUUGAUGAUGCAUUAGUGUCCACUCUGCAGGCACUGGAGGCACUUGCUGCCUCUGAGGAUUACCCCCAUCAUCAUCCACAGACUCCACAAACAGCAGGGUUGAUUGUACUGGCUGCAAUUACUCCAGAGUCAUCCCUCGAUUCUGGACAUGAGACCAACUCAUCAGAGCUAACUGAUGUCUCAGAGAUGGUGUCUGCCAUGAAGCAGCAUCAGAACCAAGCCUACCUAUUUGCUCAUCACAUAAACAAGGAGCGAAUCUUCAGCCAUCGUGAUUUCCCUUUGACAAUCCCUGGCUGCACAACGCAGGCAAUUGGAGGAGGAGCUUUUUCCAUGAGUCAAAUCCGUGCUAGUUGCCCAUCGAAACCUGUGAUUCUCAGUAAAACUAUGCCCCUGAAAGGGACUACACCCUCUGGAACUCCCAAGGAGCAAAGUAAGACCCAACAUGUAAUAAAGACUGAACUGGAUGCAGAAAAAGCCAAAUCAGAACCCACCAAAGAGUGCACUGCAGAGCUUGUUCCUCAGGCAAAUGAGGAAUCCAAAGUUCUUGACCAAGAGAGCACUUCUGAAGUCAGCAAAGAGGAGAAGUCACCUUCAUCUAAAGAUGGUAAAUUGACCCCUGGCACCUCUGAAAAAGGAAAAGAGAAAAGUUCUGGGCACUCAACCCCAGAAACUACCGACAAAGCCUUACCUAUUCUCUUGCCUGUGGACAGAACUGCUUCUGCCAAGAUUUCUGCAACAAACAUAUGCCAAGAUGCCGAGACUGCCUCGAGUGAGACCAAUAAGCCUUCAAGUUCAAAGGGCCUACUGCCAGCUGAUGACUUGUUCUGCACAUGUCCAGUUCGAGCAGAGUCUGGACCACAACUGCGACUGAAAGACCCACAGGCACAAAAAGUAGUAGUGUUUCACUCAUGCUCUCCAACUGAUGAUGAGCGUCUUCGUGCCAAAGGACUUCAGUUAGCCAGCAACAAAGACGGUGCAGCAAGGACACCUGAUAAAAAUGUACCUAAACCUAAAGCCCUUCCCACAGCAAAGUAUUCCCCAGUCAUGCCAGUGAAAAUGGAAAGGAAAGAUUUACUUGAGGUCAAGUCAGAGAGCUUGAAGAGUAAAGUCUCUGCUGAACCACAGAACAACACUAAAAAUGUGCCUGUUCUAGUAGACACAACUCAUGUUUUGAGCUGUGGAGAAAAGGGUGCAACUAUACCUGGGGCAGAGUAUAAGAAGCAGGCAAACAGCAAAGUCAAGUCUCAGCGUAGCGCUCCAUUUUCAAGUAUCAGAAAUCUGCUCUCUGCCACAUUCCCUGCCCGACUGCGGCGGGAGACAGAUGAACGCCGAGCACAGCUUCAGAAGGUGAGGCAAUAUGAACUUGAGUUCCUGGAGGAGCUUCUAAAGCCCAAAACAUCACAAGGAGAGUUCUUGCCCCAGGGCUCAUCUCCUGUCCCCUCGGGUACUCCAUGUGCUUGCCAGCUGCGUACAAGUCCAGUGCAGAAAGUCCCUGGGAUCUCACGAGAGCAGCGACGUAGCUGUGAUUGCAAAAGGUUGUGCAGGGGAAUGCGUCUCCCUGAUACUCCAGUAGGUUCUGCAGUGGAAAACAGAGGAAGAGAGAGGACCAUCUCCAAAACUCCCCCUGUAAAGCCCAAAUCACCACAUGCUCAAGAGGGGCCUAGGCGGCCCCAGUCUUUAGAGAUCAAGACCACACGAAUCCGCUCCACAAGCUUGGAAUCAAGGGAGCCCAAAGACACACCCACGUCCUGUUUACCCAUGUGUACGUCCCGCUCAGAAUGCACUGGAGCACCACAGUACAAGAAGCUACAAAGGCGGUAUAGUAUAGGAGAGAUUGAUAACAAUGACAGCACACCCCUUUAUGCUGAGGUCAAACCUACCAAAACAAAAAGCUUGGAAAAGGAAAUGGAAAGAGUUAGGGCUACAGGACUGAGACUUCCAACUCCAGUGGAACCCAUUCAUACUCAAGGUGGAGAUGUCAAAAAGAAGGGAGUAUUCUUUAUCCAAGGUGAAGAAAUUCUUCGUGAGGGUCGAGAUGGCACUGAGGUUCUACUUGGCUUGCCAAGCGAAGACAGUGAGGACAGGGAAAAAUGUUGCUCCUUUUGUUUCUGCUACCGUAAGUGCGAGGCUGCUGAUGAGAGCAGUGAAAAAGAUGAACUGUCAUAUUCCAUUCCUCUUCAGGUCUUGCCUGGAAUGCAGCUGGAUUCAAGAGCUAUGCCUGUAGUCAGCAAGACAUUGCAGGUACUUGAUGCUGAGGAUUGCAGUGGAGAAGAAGAAGACGAAGAGGAGGAGGAACCACAAACUCAGGAGAUUGACCUACGGGCCUGUGGAAAUUUGGAAAGUAGUUUGGCACGAGUGCAUUCCCUGCAGGGAAAAACUUUCAGCCUACCUGAUGGCUUUUUAAAUGCACAACUUGAUGCUAAUGAGCUGCUCUCUAUUUUACGACAGUGUGCCAACAGUCCCCAGAAUGAGAGCGAACCUCGCAUGCCUCCAGCAAAGCUGGCAGAGUACAAGCAAGAGCUUGCAGUCCGCUUCAAAGAGUUUAGAGCAUCAUGCCGCCGGGUGGCAAGUGUUGAGAAAAGUCCUUCACGAAUGUUAAGUGCUGUCACAGCCAGUUUCCAAGUGUUGUGCAGCCUAACUCAGACAUUCAUUCGGUUGGUGCGUGGCGUACGAUCUGAGAACCAAAAGCUACAGCUCUUGCGAAAGGUAGAAGAGGUUGCAGUGAACUACACUCUGCUUCUUCGGGCUGCUGAAGAGGCAAUGGGACACUCCAGCAGCUUGCCCACAAAGAGCGCAAGUCCACAACUAUCCACCUCCACCAAUCUGGGCUCCCUUACUAGGCCCAUUAAAACCUUGCCCAGCAAGUAACGCACCCUUUUUGCACAAGGGGAUGUCAUACUUGGCAUGAGUAAUGUUAUACAACACUCCUGGUCAAUUGUUUUGUUUACAUAUUAACCGAUCUUUCCAUGAUUCACUAUCUGCCAAACUAGCGCCAUUACAUGUUUACAGAGGUUUGCCAGCACUAUGUUGCUCUCUCUCUUUGCUGAGGACCUCUAUCCACCUUCCACUUGUUUGAGCCCAGGAGGAAGAACAAUAGAACCAUCCUCUGCCCCCUGCUCUAUGGAUGACCAACAGGGCUACAUACUUAAAACUUUUUCAUACAGGUUGUUGUCCUUGUUAAAGACUCAAGUUUUUGAACAUGUUUAAUGAUACCUAUAUUUAAAGAAUAAAUCUGGAGUAAUUUUACAAUAUGUAAAAAAUAAAAUAAAAUCUGUAAUAAAUAUUCCUAAAUAAUAAUACAUAAUCUGAAAUAUGUGCCCUGGAUUAAAUUUUUCAGAGGAAAUGUUAAGUAUAAGAUUCUGUGAAAUAGGUAGCGAAAGCGAUGGUUAUUUGGUGAUGUGCUUGUUUGUACAAUUUUGAUUGUUGUGACAUGAACUUGAGUAUUCCCUUGUUGCAAUAUCACAGUCAAUAUUUCGAUUUGUAUCACCACAAAAGUCCAAAUUGCCAUGAUUGAAAAGGAUGUUCAUAGACCAACUAGGGCCAGCUCACAAGGUGGCGAAAUGGAACACCUGCUCGGAGCAGACAAUGUAGCAGACUUCCAAACUCGCUAAUAUGAAUUCCUUUCAGUAUUACCCAUCGUGAAUUAAAUCAACUCGGCCUCACUCAAAAUACAAAACACUUCUCUCAUAAGCACGCACAAAGUUGUGUACUUUCACUCUGUCACAUCAAAUGCACCAUACUAAUAUAGCACCACACCAGUGUUCCUGGCAGAAAUAUUUUAGCUUGGAAAAAUGUGAUAAAACCCCUGAAUUUCAUCUUUCAUUUCACACUUCAUGCUUGCAUUAAAAUUAUGUCUAAAAGAUUAAACUGUUUCUAUACACGUACAGAUGUAAUGGUGGCCAAAAGGUUCUGCCUUUUUAAUAUAUAAAGACAUAAAUAUAAAGAUUAAUGUUCAAAGAUGUUUCAGCUUUCCCCAUAUUUACUCUUCUAUUUUUUAAAUUUCUUGUGAUGUCAUCCAUUGUGCACUCCAGAGAAUAUUAAAGAAUCCCACAGAGUAGUUUUAUAUGUAUUUUAAUAAAAUCCACAGCUGUUUUCUGUCUGAAAACUUCUGUCUUCUCUUCUAAUUUCUGAUUUAAAUGACCUCAUUAAGAACCAUCAUAAUGAAUCUUUAGUCAUGGUUUAUUAUGAAAGCUACUUUUGUUCUGUUGCCUUGCAUAUUUAACCCCCUAUUCUUUUAUCUGGAAUUUAUAUGAAACAAAUGCUGUUGAGUACACAAUUUGCUGAAUGACUGUUAUUGGACAUGGGUAUUGUCAAAGGGAACACAGAAUCAAUGUUCUGAAGUGAGAAUUCAAAUUAAAGUGUACUCUUCUCUAUUUAAACUGUAAAAACAUUGUAAAGGAUAUGAGACAUUUGUGAUGCUUAAAACCAUUUUGAGAAUAUUCAGUACUAGCAUUGUGAAGAUUUGUCCAAAUCCUUCACUGUUUUGUAAAGAAAGGGAAAUAUAACAUGACUGUAAAUUAUCAUUUAUAAUAGUCAUGUAUUAUAGUUAAAUAGUAUCUAUAUUUUACAGAAUAUAUUAUAAAAAUCCAACCUGGGACAUGUUUAUUUUUAUAAAAUACAUAACUACAUUUCCUCAUAGUUCAAAAUAUUUUUGACAUUUUUUAUGGUUUGGCUGCAUUGCCAAAUGUGUUUUGUCCCCGUGUUUCAUGAACUUUCUUUUUAUGUAUAUGUAGCCAUCUUAACUUUUUGAGUUUUUGUCAAAAGCAUUUGUGCUCACUAUGGUCUUAUGUCUGUGUGUAAGGUCAUGUUUAAAAGCAAUAAAGAAUACUAAAGUUUAAAUUUUUUCAGCCAAGUUUUGCCACCAAUAUCUAAAUUAUUGACAUUAAUUUAAAUGUUUGUUCAGUUUUAAAUGUUUAUACGGUUUCAUUUAAUAUGACAAGAUUUUUUUUCUCUAAUGGUGUUAACAUAUAUAGUUAUUUUUAAAAAUGGAAAUAAUGAAAAUUAGAAGUUUGCUUUGAGUUCACAGAUAAAAUGGGUAUCGGUACGCAGGAAAAAUGCUGCCCUCUCAUGAGACGUGCCCUGAAUUUUUGUGGCAAGUGUCUCUGUAUCUGGUGGCGCAAUGACAUGUGAAUUAUCAACUGUAAUCUUUGCCACUGACUCUGUAAUAAAUGUACUGUAGCAAUCUCAAGCUGAAGGGGUAUUCAAAUGACUAGCUCAGAAAGCAAUUUUCGGAAAUAACACUCCAAAUAUAUUACCGUAAACUACACUGUCGACUGUUCAGCAGUGUGCAUUUAUAAAACAUUGCUGAAUAAUAUUUUGUUCUGUAAGGAAUUAUGAAAAUAUAGGAGAAGCAAGAUGAUGAUAUUGCGACAAGUUUCAUCCUUAAAAAACAGAUCAGGAUGGUAGAGAUCCCCGAGGGUAGUGAGUUGUGAUCCUCACAUGAACAAUAAAAAUAAAUAAAUAAAAAAAAAUAAAAACCAAAAAAAAAAAACAAACAAUAAUGUGCAACAGAACUUUCUUAAUGAACAUUUCAAACUAAGCAGUAAUUUUAACAAAUGUGGGUUACCCUACUAGAGAAACGGUCCAGUGGUUCCUUCAUACCAUUAUGCUAUGAAUAAUGCAGGAAAAAAAAUGAAUCAGAGUCCAGCUCUUUCAUGCAAAACAAAAGUUCUAAAUCCCAGAUCACACCUAGCUCAAUUCUUUAAGUAAUCAGACAUCAUUACAAUUAAAUAAUCAAGGCCUUCAUAAACAAAUUCUGUUACUCCCAGAAAAACUGGGAUUCUCUGGCCUGGGAUUUAGAGCCACUGGUCUAUAAUUACACCAAGACAUCCUGCAUGGAUACGCAAGUCCACUAAUGCUAUUCUAUACAUGCACUGACAUGUCCAACUGUUUUAUUUAGUUAAAUUAAUUAGUUGCUUUAAUUAAAAGGUGUUACAAACAGCAUGCACCGUGGCAAAAUGAGAGCACACACUCUUUAGGCACACUGUGGACCUCCAAUGCCAUGCUAUGCAUAACAUUGUUUCCACUGGUCAAAUAUUCUUUACCCUACUCAAGAAGGGCUUUAUCUGAAUAUUAGGUGUCAACUUAGAAAAAACAGCAAACCAUGCAGUUCAUGUGGUGCCCAGUUUUUGACUGAUAUUGGUAGUGCUGCUGUUAAAUUUGCCUGUAAUAAAUUGUUCAUAUAUGACAAGGAAAAAUUGCAGAAUAUACCUGUAUCAUCCCUGUAAUUUUAGCUUGUCACACUAACAGAAUCAUGACAGUUGGGCUAAUAUCAGGUAUGACAUCUUGGUAUGAACCAAGACGAACCAAGAACCAAGUUACUUUUGCAGCACAUAGUAUUUCAGGUGGAGAUUUGUUGGUAUUUCUACAGUGCUCAAAGCUAAAAUCAAAAUGAAAGCAGUUACUGACAUAAUGGACCUAGGUUAGUUCAGUUGGUAAAGUCUGCCAUGAUUAGGUACGUUUACCCAGUACAGAAAAUUGGAUUUGGAACAAAAAAAGAACUGAUGCACUUUGAAUAAGAGUUUCACUUGUCAUUAAAUGUAACUUAACUGCACAAUUGAGACCUGUUAAAAAAAAUAAUAAUCACUUUUGAUUUACUGAAUUCAGUGCAAGAAAAAAAUACAAUACAGAUAAGGCAUGACCAAGUCAAAAUCCAAAAUAGUUGGCAAUAUAUGCACCUUUGCCAAUUACAUGUGUUGCAUGUGAUUAUACGUACACAUUAAGUAGUGGCAUUCACAAAGGUAACAGCUAAAAUAUUUAUUCCAACUACAGUGACUUCAAUUUUUGACCAAGAUUAAGAGCCCAUCAUAAAAUUCAUCAGGAAAAAAAAUAUUACUGGUUGCCAUUGAAAGACUACUCAGAGUGAGCAUGUUGUUAACUAUUUGCACAUAUACAUGUUUACAUAUGCAUGCUGCAUAAUACAUAUGUAAACAUGCAAAAGUAGAGAAUUCAGAUACCACAGAUGACCUAGUGAAACUCAACAUGAUGACUGAGAUUGCUAAAAAAAAAAUUAAAAAAAAAGGGGGGGGGGGGCAGGCACACUGCUAGCUGGUAAAACACUGGCUGAUGGAGUACAUUGCAGCCCACACCAAAGUGAUCACAGGGAUCCUUGUAAAAUGUCAUACUGUGCUUUCUUUUAAAUGACAGCACUUCAAGCAUCACUUACCCAAUUAACAUUAAGGACAUUGUUUUACUUGCACCAUUUCAGCAAAGAAGAUUCAAAAAUAUAGACAUUUGAGAUACUACCCAAUCAGUGGUUUUCUUGCAGUAAAUUUGUGGACAAUGAUAAAAUGACAACAGUGACUGUUACUGCCUAGUUUCACACAUUUACAGCCCAGUCUGCUUCAGGAACAUGGCAAGUGGCCUUGAAAGGUUAUUUGAAAAGCUAAAAAAAACAAACAAACAAACAAAAAAAAAAAAAAAAA
Molecule: messenger RNA, 10223 nt
Organism: Electrophorus electricus (electric eel)
Lineage: Eukaryota; Metazoa; Chordata; Actinopteri; Gymnotiformes; Gymnotidae
Gene: frmpd3
Product: FERM and PDZ domain containing 3
Biological process (GO): signal transduction
Cellular component (GO): cytoskeleton
Molecular function (GO): protein binding
Source: RefSeq, a predicted model, not a curated record